CUUUCGCUACUAUUUGAUUCGGAAUUAUAGCACGUUCUUCUUUCAUCUUUUCAUAUUCGGUUUGUUUCAUAAACAAAACUAACAUGGCCGAUGAAUUUGAUGAAAAUACCGCUAAUGAAGACCAAAAGCCUCAAAAGAAAGUUGCCAAACAUGACAGUGGAGCUGCUGAUCUUGAAAAAGUUACCGACUAUGCAGAAGAAAAAGAAAUUAGUAGUCAAGAUAUUAUUGGGGCUAUGUCCUUAAUUGGGGACAAACAUUCAAAAGAAACUGCAGAAAAAGCAGCUCGACAAAAAGAGCUUGCCAAAGUAACCAUAAAGAAAGAUGAUGUAGAAUUAAUUAUGCAAGAAAUGGAAAUACCUCGGAAUAUAGCUGAAUUAAAAUUAAGAGAACAUCAUGGAAAUGUUGUUGAAGCAUUAAUUGAGUUGACUAAUUAGUUUUUGUAUAUAAAUAAAUGUUUUAUUUAAUUGUU
This is a messenger RNA of Argiope bruennichi, 469 nucleotides long. RefSeq names its product huntingtin-interacting protein K-like. The transcript is spliced from 3 exons. The record is from RefSeq and is a predicted model, not a curated record. Gene Ontology annotation, biological process: protein stabilization; negative regulation of apoptotic process. The coding region runs from base 84 to 434 and encodes 116 amino acids. Lineage: Eukaryota; Metazoa; Arthropoda; Arachnida; Araneae; Araneidae.